CGUAAGUGUACAGCUCGGUGCUAACACGGCAGGUGCCCGUACUGAUAGUGUUAUAGGACUCCAUCUCAUCAUGAUGAAAUAUUCCGUCGUUGCCCUCGUCGUCGUCCUAGCGGCUGUGUCUGCCGAUUUUGACGACGGUUUUUUCACCGGAGAUCAUGACGGAUUCGUCGGAGGUGCUAGCUACGUAAGUGGCGGUCACUUUGGCGGUCACGGGGCAUACCCUAUUGUCAAGGGAGCAGGUCGCUGCUGGAAGCACAAAGGAGGACACGGAAAAGGCGGUAUGAUGAUACAGGAAUACCCCACGGUUUAUAGCACUGGUGGUCAGUACGGAGGUUCCCAGUUGUAUGGAGGUGGUCAAUACGCAGGUUCUCAAGUAUAUGGAGGUGGUCAAUACGCAGGUUCUCAAAUAUACGGAGGUGGUCAGUACGGAGGUUCCCAGAUGUAUGGCGCAGGUUCCCAGAUGUAUGGCGCAGGUUCUCAGAUGUAUGGCGCAGGUUCCCAGAUGUAUGGCGCUGGUCAGUACGCCGGUUCUCAGAUGUAUGGCGCUGGACUUGGACAAUACAACGGUGGACAACAGCUGUAUGGAGGUGGUCAGCAAUUUUCCGCGGGCCAAACUGUCUACUAAAUACGUUUAAGGUACUGCUAUACACUACACUAUAAUGUAACUAGUCGUGGGCUGAAGCCCUUAACAACAACACCGGAACCUCCAUUGGUAACAGAAUAACAUUUUUCACUGACUGUUACUUUAUUUCGAUAAUUAUAAACCAAUUCAUAUUUAGCUAUACCAGGGAAUGUUCGGUAUAGACGUAACUAUCAUUGUUAACAGAUAGUAAGUCCUGCUAGUGAACACGGGAUGUAUGGAGAGUGGGAAAGGUGCGUUGUUGAUAGUGUAUUUAUCUACUGUUAUGGCUUUUUAUAAGUGUAUAUAACAGUUGUAUCGUUCCUGUUUUAACUAUAACCAUUUUUUUAAACUAUGUUUUGGCGUAAAAUUAAUGGUGGAUAUCAAGUUCGCAUGCAAAUUCCAGAAAUAAGUAUCCGGAUUUUUCAGUCUUGACUCGAAAGCUAAGUCAUUUCGCUACUAGUGUGAUUUCGGUUCCGUAGGUUGUAAUUUUGGAAUCUUUUCAGAGUUGCCCUCAUGGCAGUUAAUAUAUUUCACCUCCUGUAUCUUAACAGAACCAUAUUUAAGCCUAAACGUUUUAGUUUUGUGCAAGUUCGGACAUUUUCAUUUUUACAGCUUCAGAUUUUAGCAUGUCCAUAGCACGCGUGACGUAAUCCAAAGUAGUUAGUAAUACCAUAUAGUUAACUUAGCUUAGAAAGUGUAUAGAUAUGUUACUUAAAAUCAGACUCACUAACAAUCUUUAAUUCAUCUUACAGGUUUUUAUUGUCGUUUUUGGUGACAGGUUGCCUGCCAACGGGAGGGUUUAUAAAAAUAUAACCAAAUUCCAGCACUUAGGUUUUUGAGUCAAAUUUCACUGGUAAUGAAAUAAUCUUUAAAUGCAUAUCUAAAUAAAGGGGAUUAAUUUUAUUUCUUUUUAAACCGAAAUCUUACAAUCCGUAUAUUGACGUUCUAAAUAGCGAGUUUUAAAGUAAAUAGUAACAAUGGUUUUCUGGUCAGCACCGUGUUUCUGUUAGAAAAGAAAAUUAGCAGAAAAGCAAUCAAAAGUCCUAUUCUUAUAACCAAUUAUAACCAAAAACAUUUGCUAGAUUAAGUGGGGUUGCUAAAAAUAAUUUUAAUCAAGUACUAGAUGUACUUAGGACAAUGUUCCAAAGAUACUGAAGCUCAGCAAGGCUUCAGGCAGAUCAGUCACCAAAAUUUUAAGAUUCCCCCAACCGAAAAAUGUUCUUUAACAUUUUUCCAUUAACAGGGUUUUAUCCAAAUAACACCAAAAAAAUAUCCAUGCUAUGCCAUUAUGCUAUUGUUCAAAAUAAAGAUGACAGACAUUCACUUUCUAACUUAAGGUCAAUGAAUAUAUGUCAGAACGGUUGUUGGAAGAGAGAUGUGCAAGCUAUAUGAUUUGAGUCUGCGAUAAAAUAGAAAAGGCCUAAAGAGAAUCUGUCUGUAUUAUUACAGGGCUGUGAUAACAUGUCUUUAUUGUUUAGAGUGCUAACUUUUUACAAAUGGCAGGCAUAUUCUGGUGCAGGGUAUUAUCACUUUGAAUGUUGUUUUUUUAAUUGUUUGAUUUGCUUGAAAAUCCAAAGCUAACCAUAGACUUUCAUGUCAGCCUUUUUAGAUAUGUGCAAAAAUUCAUCGAAUGCAGCAAUAUUUCUUCGAGUUCAGAUUGUAUGUAUUUGAUUAUAUGUCUGUUUCCAAUAUCGUGUUGUAAAUGUAUGUUGGGAGAAGGCGCUGAUACGUUGUUAUAACUUAAGCCUUACCCGUGCCCAGAGUUUGGCAAUAAAAUUGUUUCAACUAAC
Molecule: messenger RNA, 2412 nt
Organism: Mizuhopecten yessoensis (Yesso scallop)
Lineage: Eukaryota; Metazoa; Mollusca; Bivalvia; Pectinida; Pectinidae
Product: glycine-rich cell wall structural protein 1.8-like
Exons: 3
Coding region: 71-625 (184 amino acids)
Source: RefSeq, a predicted model, not a curated record